AGGCUAACCACGCACUAGGUAUUUAUUGAUAUCCCAGCUGUCUCAUCAGAACGGCGGACAGACAGAACGUUUCAAAGCUCGACAAAUACGGGUAUUUUGACUCCCCGACCUCUGGCACUGAAUAAGUCAGAUUAGCCUUCUGUCGUCAAGCCAGUAGGUUAUCAUUUAAUCAGGGAUUUCAUGCAUCAUUUUUGUCAGCUAGUUAAUUCCGUAAUCCUCGCCAGUCGGGACAAAUUCUACUCGUGCAAUUCGCGUUGGGUCAGCGGGCCAACAGUCAUCUUCAUUUUUAUGGCCACCAUCAGAAUCAUCACUCGCACUAUUGUACUCCUAUCUGUGUCAAACGUUGUUAAUAGGCAUGACCAUUUUACAAAUGUGCGGACGAUUUGCUUUUGCAGCCGUACGGCCGGCAGGCAUUAUUAUUACCGAAGCUGCCAUGGAGCCAUCAACCAUUCGGAGAGCUCGUCCUUAGCAACCGAUGAGUGAUUUUCCAGGGAGGCAGUAGACCCAUAGCCCCGCCCUCCUCGGUCAAACGUAGAAACGUGCAACAAAAACGUAGAAGGUUAGUUUGACCGGCAGCUAGGUCUAUCUACGGUACAGGCCUGGGAUUGGCGACGAGAGUUUGCCUCGUGCGUGCAUAUGACUAGCCGGAGGACACCGCCCAUACUUGGAAUUCUGUGAGACGACGAUAUCGUUUCCUCUGGGGAGGUUGAGACAAUUUGGUCGUCCCCCCAGGCACGCAAGAAAUGCCUGUCUGACAAACCUGUGAGCCGCGCGCAACGCCAGAGGAAUACACGGAAUCUUCUCAGGAGUGCGAUGUGCGAACGGCCUCAGGUAGCAGCUAUACGUACCAAGCCACGCGCGAGUACCAUUACCAAAUGGAAAUGAUUCAUCAUUGCGGUACAGUACGGUGGUGACGCAAUUUGACAGAGUCGAACCCGAUACCAUUAGUACCGUACAGUUCUGUAGUUCUUUGCUAUGAAAUUGUACGUUAAAAGUAUCUGUGACAUCUUUGGGAACCUAAUACGAGUCGGCUACUAGUGCUGUGUCAUACAGCGUUUCUGGUUUUUGUCUCCCGUCCGGAACUUUUCACAUGAAAUCCGUGCUGACACAGGACGCAGACUCGGGCUAGCUCCGUCUCCCAAAGGCUGCCAACCGGCGACGUCUUUAAGUCACUACGUCACGCGUGAUGAAAGGCCGGCACUAACCGCAGUUUAGCGCCUGUCAGUGGCGCGAAAACGUGCGCGUGCGAGACCCGCAGCUGCCUGCCUGUUCCCCGGGAAAUGUCAUGAAUGUAAUCAUGGUGAUGUAUUCUGCCCUGCCGCACAAAAGGCCAUCCGACGUGCGUAGAGCGACGGGAAGCUUUCUAAUGGCUCACCGCUAGCGUACAACCCAGUGUCGGGUUCUUAAACGCGCGUGUACUUCACCAGAAAAGAACAGAGGAUUGUUCGUCAGCUUACACAGACCAUGAACCAGCCUAUCGAGUUCGUUGGCGUGGCUCUGGGCAUCCUGGUGACGGUGCUGGGGACUGUGGGGAACAUCGCCACUAUAGCGACCAUCACGUCCAACAGGAAACUCCUGACGGUGUCCACCGCCUUCAUCGUCAACCUGAGCGUGGCGGACCUGUUGUACUCGGCCGUGCUGCAGCCCAUCACCGUGCACUCGUACAUCGCCGGCCGGUGGGAGUUUGGGCCCGUGUUCUGCAGCGUCUUCGGCUACGUGCUGUUCCUACUAUUCGGCGUGUCGGAGCUGACCCUGUGCGCCGUGGCAUUAAACAGGUACUUCCUGAUCGUUCAUCCCAGUAAGUACAGGUCCAUUUACAACAAGACCGGCACGGCUGUCAUGAUAGGAGUGUCCUGGCUGCUGCCUGCUCUCUCCCUCGUUCCCCCAGCUAUCGGCGUCUGGGGACGCUUUACGUUCUUCGACAAAGUCUCCACCUGCAGCUUUGACCGCGAGGUGAGCGCGUCCUUCACGACGGCGCUGUUUUCCGCCUACUGCAUCGUGCCGACCUUGGUCAUGUGCUUCACCUACGCGUGCAUCCUCAGAACCGUCCGGACCAGCGCCAACAAGUUCAACAAGAAGAAGAAGGGUACGAAAAAGCCGUCGCUGCACGGACGGUCUUCCCGACGGGGCAGUCUAGUCGUGGACCGCUCCAGCCUCCGGGAAAUUUCGCCGUCUCGGUUGGGCCGCGCGCGGACUUACUUCUCAGAGACGGACCCGACGAGUAACCUCGACAGUGUCGGGGACGACCUGAACGACAACAGGCCGAGCGCCAGCAACGACCGCACGGACCCGGACAGCUCGGCGCGCCGCAUCAGGGCGCAGUACCGGGUCAGCAGGAACGUCCGCCUGGCCAAGAUGACCUUCGCGGUGUUCGUGGCGUUCUCGCUGUGUUUCCUGCCCUACAUGGUGCUGAGCAUCGUGGACAAGGCGAACGCCGGCGGGGUCUGGCUGUACAAGCUGUGCGCCAUGGUGGCCUGGCUGAACGCCUGCAUCAACCCCAUCAUAUACUCCCUCAUGAACAAGCAGCUGAGAAACGGACUGUUCGUCAUGCUCGGGAAGUGUAUGGACGUUCUGAGGAAGACUGUCACAGGGCAGGACUUCUAGGAUAAACUUUCCUAUUUACAAAGUAAGGGAUACCAGACAGUUGUGGUAAUUUUGUCUCCCCGUUGAAAUUCAGGUGUGUCCAGCUGAUAAAAUCGUGUGUACUCCUGUGAAAAGACGUUGCAGGAAGCCCUACUGCAACCUCAACACAUACAUGCUCGGACCUCGUGGGUAGUGCAUAUAAGACCCUAGGACAUGUAUAAAAGCUGCCGUAAGAAUGUUAUUCUGGCAAAGCAACAUUAGACCCGCGGCACAACAGCACCCAGUCGGCCCGUGUUACUUGGCCAGCGCAUUAGACUGCCUACACAUGCUCAUUGCCUUGUAACUCUUCGCCGAGUAAAAUACCUGCUCGGGGGCAAUUUACCAGACAACGGAAGUCAUUAAGGGCACAUGCACCAGCGUAAUGCACGUCUGUGUUGUCAUGGCAACCAUUCGGCAGCAACAUUGCUCCGUGUCCCACACCAGGGACCUUGGAAACGAUUGGUCUGUACAGAGGUUACAUACCUGCUCGUUAAUGUUAACACAAUCACAAAACGAAAUACAUUUCCCCUUCUAACACUCUGAAAAAAGGGGGUUGUUGCAAUGUUGCCAGUUUUGUACAGAAAACGUGUACUGUGCUUCACAUAUAUUUGAAACGGUUACACAGGUUAACAUUGCCGCUGAUUUGUCCGUUAAUAGGUACAGGAUAACUACACAGAACAGCUGACACAUCUCCCGCCACUAGGGGUCAGAGGUCAAGCAACAGCCUUGCUGACCUCAGCCCAGUCCUAGAUGUAAUCAUUUUGGGCCUUCCCCAGGAUUGGUAUAUAGGGAGUAAUUUGUGUACGCUGGAAACACAGGCCUAUCUCUAAACAAGACAUCACCACUGAUUCAUGUCAGCCCCUGUUGAGUACAUAUACCGACACUAUCAAGAUGUAUCUGGGUCAUUCUGGGACUGCCCGUAACUGCUGUUAGGAUACAGAUGUUGUCUAGAAGUCCCCACAUGUAGUUCACAGGUUUCACUACUACAAUCAUGGCCACUGAGCUUUGAGUCUUCAGUAGUCACUCUUCCAUUCCAUCAAAGUGUAAUAUCUUCAGGUUUGUAUAAGUCUGUAUCACAGUUUUGGUGGUGUAUGUGAAUGACUUGUCAAAUGUGUAGUAAGUUUAUUGAAAGAGUGACAUGUAGUACAAAGUGUGUAAAAAAAAUAACUUCAGUUGAAAGAAUCCCAGUCAGUCUAGACUCUGACUUGAGCAAGUCAAGAAAAAUCUCAAGCAAGGCCCAUGUAAUGAUACUGGGAUGACAUUUGAUUAAUUGAAAUUACAGCUUCUACACAAUGUAAUUUAACAGGUGGCUGACGUUGCAUGUAAACCUGUACAUCAGCAACAAAUGGU
Molecule: messenger RNA, 3972 nt
Organism: Branchiostoma belcheri (Belcher's lancelet)
Lineage: Eukaryota; Metazoa; Chordata; Leptocardii; Amphioxiformes; Branchiostomatidae
Product: G-protein coupled receptor 84-like
Exons: 3
Coding region: 1465-2604 (379 amino acids)
Biological process (GO): G protein-coupled receptor signaling pathway
Cellular component (GO): membrane
Molecular function (GO): G protein-coupled receptor activity
Source: RefSeq, a predicted model, not a curated record